AUGACGUCUGCAGAUCAAAUUUCGUCUUUGGCAGCUUCACCAGACGCACUUCUGCGAUUCGACGAUUUCUACAGGUAUGUGCUUGCUUUUUAUUGUAUUCUUUUUUAGUCUGGACGUUACUUCUGACUACUUCUCUCAAUUUGGGACCCUCAUUGCCAAAUCGAAGAAGAAGGCGAAAAAUAAGAAGGAUUUGGAAAAACUUUUCGUUCAAACUUUGAAGGAGAUCACCGGAAAGCUGUUUGCAGAAAAUAGAAUAUCAGAGCUUGAAGUGUUCCUGACGAAAGAUGUAAGUUUAAUCCCUUGUUGAUAAAAUUUUAUCAGUCUGCUUGGUUAAUAUAAAAUUCUUGGAUUUUAGGAGGAAUCCUACGAAUCUGAAGAUGAAAGUCGAAAGUACGUGUUAGCCCUGGCGUUGGGAGAAGAUUGGGCCGAACCAAUCUUCCGGGGACCUCCAAGCAAUACCCCUGAGGGCAAAGAAUUCCGAAAUGAUUUUGUGGACUUGGCGGAAAUCCGAAAAUAUGCCGAUAACUCAUUGUGCGAGACCGUUGAAUGGGUGAAAAUGAACAAGAAUGCUCAUCCAGAUGAGAGUGAGGAUUUCAAGAAGAGUAUUCCACAAAGGUGGCUCGAAUUUAUCGUUUAUAAGUGAGUCUUGGUUCAUGGAUAAUGUCGAUUUCCCUAAAUUCUUUUGUUAUUGUUCAAUUUUUAGAAAGCUCAUGCUCCCAGAAGGAUCUCUGCAACACAUUGCGAAAGCACCGGCCCACUGGACAUCGCUUAUCCCAAGAAAUCAACUUCCACCAUCAGUUGUUCAUAAUGCCUUUGCCAAACUAGGGAAAAUGUUCAGAGAAAUCAAAGAAGUUCCGUUGCAAAUUGUUGGAGUUAACUGUGUGUCUGGUUAUUAUCGUAAUACUGAGGUUAGAGCGACUUUUUUUUAUAAUUUAUUCCUUGUUUUAGCCAAUUGCUUACGUUCCUGCACCAAAAAUUGUGGGUAAUGCCAAGAAACUCCUGAUGAAAAAGCUGAGCGUUGAUUCUCCGGUCCCUCCACUGCAGCCUACUGUUGAUGGUAAGUGUCUUACUGUUUUUUAUUUUAUUUUUAGUUUACAUUUCUUUGGAAAGGAGUGGAAAAUGGGGUAAAGUCCCGGUUCAAAUUGCUGCCUACAAAACGCUAUACUACGAUGUGUUGGCCAAGGAAUUUGCAAAGCAAUACAAAGCCGUUGCAGUCCCACAGAAGGAUAGGAUUCUCAUUAAAUUGGAUCGAAUCAUCUUCUCGGUUUAUAUUGUGCAUGAUGAAGAGUUGGAAAGACAUCAAGCGGAGAAUGAACAGCCGCAGAAACUGGCAGAUCCUUUCACAAAACACGCUCAUCUUGCGAUAUUGACACAGAAAUUACACUCGAUUGGAACGAAAUUCAGCGCGUUUGCAGAGUCCGUUCAUUUGGCCAAAAGAUUUGUUGCCGGAGCUCAAUUGAGUAACCAUUUUGAUCCACUAGUCAUCGAAUUGCUAGUUGCAUAUGGAUUUUUGAACGCUGCAGGAAGGAACAGUGGUAAUGGACCUUUGUGAGUUGAUUUUUUAUGAAAAUUUGAGGAAGGUUUUAUGUUGUAGUAGGUGAAAUUGGAUAAAAAGUAUAAGAUCUUGGUUAAUUGGUUUCGGGUUUCUGUUAAACUUGUUACAGAUGUCAAUAAGAGUUUAUAAAAUGUUUGCUGAAAUUUUUCUGGAAUUUCAUGAAUUACUAUCGACUUAUAUUACUUUAGAGCAUAACUUAUGUCAUCAAUUUUCAGGACCUCGUUGUCUGGAUUCCUCCAAUUCCUGAAGACCUUGGCCACUUUCAACUUUGUUCAAGAGCCCCUUUUUGUCGAUAUAAAUGAAAAUUUCAAUGAAGAAUCGAAGCAGGAACUCCGUGAACUUUUCAUUAAGCGACGGCCAGUCCUCCCGCCAAUCGUCCUAAUUACGCCUGAAGACAAGAGUGGAAUUCGAUUAAUGGCCAAGAAAACGGAACCAUUUGCCGCGAAAAGGCUGAUUGAUUUAGCGAAGGAAAAGUGGAACGAUUUGAAGGGACGAUUGGAGGAGGGAAAACAUGUGGAUUUAAGCCGGCUAUGCACAACAAAUUCUUCGAUUUACGACCUGAAAAUUCAACUGGAUCAGAACAAAGCAACUCAUUUUCCAAAGCCAGUCAAGUCCACACAAACCAGGGAUAAGAUCUCCAAGAAAUGCGCGUUUGUUAUACCGGUGGUGGACUUUGAUUUAUCCAAGAGGUUGGUCUCGGAAUUUGAAAAGCAUUUUGGUUCGAAGUUGAUGUUUUUCUACGAUGAAUUUGAAACAGAAAUGAUCUAUGGAGCGCUGAGACCCAAUUUCAAAGUUCCGAAUGUGGAUUUGACGGUAAGAAGAGACGAAUUUUUUGGUUUGAAGUUGAUUUUUAUCUUGUGUAAUAUGUUUUCAUAAAUUGUGGUGAAAUUUUGUGUUUAAAAGUCUCAAGUUUGAUUGUUUCUUAUUCUAGUUGACGAAUUGCUCACUCAGAAAGAGGACCGGCCCUAAAAAUGAAGUUAACUUGCAAGCAUUAGCUGAAGAUCUCCAAAUUAUUGGGCAAGGUAUUGUAAAAUCGAUCACAAAUGCCAAAGGAAUUCAGCUGGCUGGAGCCAAGACUGUAAAGAAAGCUUUGAAGAGGAAAGCCGACAGUAAGGUUACCAAAAAGGCGGCCAAAAAGCCGAAAAAAUCCAAGGUUUGAUCAUGGAUAAUAUAAAAAUGUCCACAAAUUGUUGAGAACUUGUUAAAUUUUACUCAUUACUUGUUAUUCAUGUUAUUUUUGAAUCAUAAAUUGUUUUUUGUUGAAUUGCUAGCAGUUUUUUUGAAUUUGAAAAUGAUUUUUUUUGAUUUUCUGACGAAAUUUGCAAAAUUUUAUUAAAUUUGAAUAUUCUUUUUGAAAUUUCCCUUCCUCGUCUUCAUUGUUGUUGUGUUCAUUCUGAUCGGCGGACGGUUGUCGAUCAUUCCCAUUGCGGACUUGUAAUUCUCACCCACGUCAAGAAUACUGUAGCUGGAUUCGAGCUGAUACUGUAAGCGCUUUUGUGUAAAAAUUCUUUUAUUCCGUAGUUUACCCUUCCAUUUAGUUUUCAUUGGCGUUGUAACAAGCUCUUCGAAAUGUCUGCCCAAACGACCAAAGAUCCGCUUCGGGACAUGGUGAUCACUGUCACUUUUCAAUCGAUCAUGGCUGGCUCGGAACCGGUAAGGCCUCAAAGCAAAUUUCCGUGUCACGCACGCCUGUUCAUCUUCGUUUUUGCCAAGUUUGGUGCCAGUCCGAUAAAAUUCCUUCGAGUUAUAGUCAUUUUGACUUAUGUUACACUUGAAAUCCCCAGAAUUUUUUGAAAAAAUUUUUUUAGUGUAAAUCUGAGGUCCGCCGUGAUGCCACCGUCCGAGAUCUCAAGUUUAUCUAUCAAGCCAAGAGCGGUUGUCCCGCGGACAUGGUCAGAUUCACUUACAAUGGCCGAGAACUUUCGUAAGUCGCCAAAAUUUGACUAGACUGGACAAAUUUAGUAACGACGACGAAACGCUGGAAGGAUUUGGAAUGACCACCAACUGCAGUGUCUAUGUGAGCACUCGCGUCGAGUCGGGCCUAAUAGAACGGACCCCACCACCCAGUCCAGGCCUCUUUUUUGCCGCCGAUAUUCUCAUUCCGCAGAACGUGGAGGCCUUGAGUCAGAUGGCCAGUAUCAGAGAUGCGAUCAAAAAUAUGACCAAUAUUCCAAACCAGUCGAGUAUAGACAAGCCCCCGGACCUCGCCAAGAAAGGAGAAGGCCUAUGGACGCCGGAGAAACAAAUGGAACAUCAAGUAAAUUUUGAUGACUUUUGAUGCAAACAUUGAUUUAGAUCACCAGAAGUAGGAUGCGAGAUCUUCUGAAACGUCGGAAAAAAGUCAGUGCCAGGACUCCGGAAAACUUUAGGGAUACUGGGUCGCUCUGCAGCUCGGUUGGAAUGUAAGUGUAAUUUUUUUGUCAAGUGUAAGAUUGUAAUGCCUAGUAUAAUGUAAAAAUUUUUAGGUCUCCGUUGGCAUCCGAGCCUGGUACUCCAAGGAAUGAACUGUCAAAGUCUUCAAGUCUCAGCGAUCUCAGCAAUUUGACUCCAAAGAGCACUGCCUCAGGCACUUCUGUAGUUGAACCAAUGGAAAAGCCAGUGACCGAAAAGGAGGCUAAAGUAAGGUUUUUUGGAGUUAUUUUGGAGGAAAAUUGAGUUAAUGCCGCCUAGUUGGACCUGUUUUAUCUUCAGAUAUUCUUCGAUCCCGCCGAAACUGCCCGCGAUUUGAUUGUGGUCCAUCAGGACCUCUACGAUCCCCCAAGAAACAGAGAAGAGUUGGCGGCGAUCAAAAAGGAAGUGGAAAAAAGAAGAAAAACAACUUGUGGACUAUGCAGAAGGAGGCUGCCGAUCAGCCAGCAGACUGCCAUCUGCAAAUGCCAGCUCACUUUCUGCGAACGCCAUAAGAAUCCGGAAGAUCAUCGAUGCAAUUUUGAUUACAAGUUGAGCGGACGAAAGAAGCUGGUCAAGGACAAUCCCAAAGUCGAAGGUGGAGGAGCUCGUAAGGGGAAGCCGGAAGGGUAG
Molecule: messenger RNA, 4576 nt
Organism: Bursaphelenchus xylophilus (pine wood nematode)
Lineage: Eukaryota; Metazoa; Nematoda; Chromadorea; Rhabditida; Aphelenchoididae
Source: the annotation of a GenBank genome assembly